AGAGGGGAGGGGCUCGCUUAGCCACGCCUACAUCCCCCUUGCCUUGCCUGCUGUUUUUGACUUUGCACUAAUGGAGGUUCAAAAUGAGAAACUACUUGGCACAGGUCGAGAGGAUAUUCCUUUAUUGAAAGUCAACAUACAGGAGCCACCAAAGAAUCUAAAGCAGAAAGCCUUGGCCCUGUGUAGAAGCCCCCACAGGCUAUGGAGCACUAGUGUGAUUGCUUUUAUCAUUGCGACCUUCACCAUGAUAGGUGGAUAUUCACUGGGCUAUCCCUCCUCUGCUCUCCUGGACCUUAGGAACAUGACUAAUGGACGUGCUAUCAAGAGUGGCUCUGUCCUUGAGAAUGUCUUUGGAGCCAUAGGCCCAGUUGGAUCAUUGUUUGGUGGGACUCUGGCCGGUUUCUCUGCUGAUACAUUUGGACGUAGGCCCACAGUCAUACUCACUGCUGUCUCGUAUUUUGUGGGCUGGACAAUGCUUGGUGUAUCGUGGUACAUUAAGAAUGCAGUCGCUUUUCAAAUUAUACUAAUGCUCGGUCGCUGUAUAUCUGGAUUUGGGCUAGGCUGGGCUUUGCUUGCUGGACCAGUUUAUAUUGGAGAGAUCUCUCCGCCAGCACUAAGAGGUUUCUACAGUUCAUUUCCACAGGUGCUUAUGUUUAUGGGUAUACUGGCAGUCUACUGUGUUGGGGCUAUUCCAGGCCUCAAGUUCUAUCACACUGCAUUCAUUGGCUCAGGCAUGACUGUAGUGGCAUUGCUCUUUGUAAUAUGGAUCCCAGAGACACCAAGAUUUCUCGUAGUGAAGCAAAAGACUGAAAAAGCACUUCAGACGUUGAAGUUCUUGCGUGGACCUAAGAUAGACUCAGAGCAAGAGCUUACUGAGAUUGAAGGUGCCAUUGCUAAGCAGCACAAGCUCUCUUUCAGGGAGUUCCUAAGAGAGUUUUCGCACAAAAAUGUCUACCUACCGUUCAUAUUGAUGCUCUUUGUCAUGAUCUUCCAGCAGCUCUCCGGCAUCAAUGCAAUUGUAUUUUACAGUGCACCUAUACUUCAGGAUGCUGGCUUUGGAAGAGACUCUCGUUUUGUUGCUCUGCUAACUGUCGGGCUCACUUCUCUACUGGCGACAUUCAUCAACACUUUAAUAGUUGAUCUCUUUGGACGUAAGAUCCUCCUAAUGGUCAGUGCCACUCUUAUGACAUUCAGCUCACUGGGUCUUGGACUUGUGCUUAGGUUUUCCAGCCUGCACAUAAUCGCUAUAUUCUCUGUGAUUGGAUUUCAAGUUGGUUUCUGCAUUGGGUAUGGAGCUAUCACUUGGAUCAUGAUUCCAGAAAUGAUCCCACUACGAGUAAGAGGAUACCUUGGUGGAGUAUUGGUCUCUACCAAUAGAGCCAGUGCUGCCAUUACUACUGGUUUCUACUUUGCUUAUGCCGAUAAUGUCGGAGAGGACGUCGCAUGGUGGACUUUUGCUGCAAUAAACCUCGUGUCGCUUGCUUUUGUUGCCUUCUUCCUCCCAGAGACAAAGGGAAAGAAACUGGAGGCAAUGGAGAAAGAAUUUGUUAAGAGCUACAGAUUGUGUGCAUAAGAAAGAGAAAUGUCUUCUUUAUUAUUAAUUUAAAUGCUAUAUGAUUUUUGUUUUACUAUCAGUAGAUCUAUAGAUA
Molecule: messenger RNA, 1649 nt
Organism: Amphimedon queenslandica
Lineage: Eukaryota; Metazoa; Porifera; Demospongiae; Haplosclerida; Niphatidae
Product: facilitated trehalose transporter Tret1-like
Exons: 3
Coding region: 71-1573 (500 amino acids)
Biological process (GO): transmembrane transport
Cellular component (GO): membrane
Molecular function (GO): transmembrane transporter activity
Source: RefSeq, a predicted model, not a curated record